AUUAAAUUAAUUAAACGCGUACUGUUCAAGCCGGCAGGUAAUUGCUUGCUACAGUUGUGUCGCGCCUAUCCAUUGUCUUAACGAAUUUUCUCACGCUUAAUGCUGGGUGCGCACCACGCGUAGAUGAUCUCGGCGCAAGUUCACACACGCAAGUGCUUCAACGUUCAACUUGAAAUGCAAUCGUUCCUGGUUAACUGAUUACCAGGAAUGAGUUAGAAGUCAUGAUCAAGUUUGAGCAAAGGAACAGGGAAAAACAAUCCUACACAGUCUGAAUCAUCCUCGAAUUCAGUUGCAAUCGAACCUUCCAAGCAGUCAAAAUGUUCGCGUUCGUCUAUCUGAAAUUCGCGAUCACAGUUCUAAGCUUCUCUGUGCUUCUGGUGGAAUCAACUCCGCGAAGAAAUCCGCGCUACCGCCCUCCAAAGCCGCGGUUCGAAGUGUUCAACCCGAAAGGUCUAAUCGCGUGGAUACCGGCCGAAUCAGGUAUCACUCUGUUCACAUUUCACGCUAAGUUGAACAAACGUUUCGAAGAUGAGUACGAAGUUGGGCGGUGGGCAAAAUCCGUGUCCCAGCCGCGUAACGGUCGGUUCACGUUCGUGGAUCGAAAAGCGGAACUCCAACCGGGGGAUGUUAUCUACUACAAAACGGUGAUUACGCACAACGGUGUGACGUAUCGUGGGAACUACGGAAACUAUGAGAUCACACGGUUCACAGGGAACACUCCGGGAAGUGAUGGGGGAGGUAGGAAAACUACCACAACUAGCACGUUGCCUCCGUUUGUGUACAAGAAUAAUGAGAGAAGGACGAAGGGAGUAGACCAGGAUACUUACGUUCCUAUGGGUCCUUUCGAUUACGAGUCCAAGGAACUCGCUUCACCUCCGUUGAUUAGGACUAGAACGAUAUCGACGCAGACCAGUGCAGAAGAGUUAGAUUAUAAAGAGUGUGAUAGGGCUCGGACCGAAGUGAAUGGUAGAAAAGUGUGUGGUGGUAAGCUGAUCUUCGAAGAAACGUUCGAUUCUAAGGAGCUGAAUGGACAGAAAUGGCGCAUCGAGAAUCGCUUCGCUUCGGAUCCCGAUAACGAGUUUGUGGUCUACGCCGAUUUCAAGGAGAACAUCCAGAUCCGCAACGGCAAACUUAACAUCAGACCGUCCUUGUUCGAGAGCAAAUUUGGUCCGGGGUCAACCAACACGAAGUUCAUGUUUGCUUCUGAGUGCACGGGACUGCUGAAUUCUCGCGAUUGCAUCAGAGACCGGAAGAUUGAUUUCGACAUGAUUCCCCCGGUGCUUUCGGCGCAAAUCUCCACCUACAACUCAUUCAAGUUUCUGUAUGGGAAAAUAUUGAUUCGAGCGAAACUUCCGAGGGGAGAUUGGAUUUUUCCACAGUUGUAUCUCAAACCCAGCAACCAGUUUUAUGGCCAGGACGAGUACGCGUCGGGGUUGAUGCGCGUGGCCUAUGCCCCAGGUGGUCCAAAACUGCGAAAUCAGCUGUCCGGAGGACUGAUUUUGAACCAUGCAGAACCCCUUCGUUGUUCCAAGAUGUGCACCUUGACGAGACCCUACAACUGGAACGAUGAAUUCCACGUGUUCGGUCUCACGUGGACUCCGGACGGGAUCUACAUGGAAGUGGACGAAGAAGUAUACUGUCACGUCGAUCCGGAAGAGGGCUUCUACCAUGAGGUCAAAGCUACGAAACCGCAAAUUGCGAACCUCUGGAGGCUGGGCGGCAAUCGAAUGGCUCCCUUCGAUAAGGAGUUCUUCAUCAGUUUGGGCGUCGGCGUCGGAGGUCACUACGACUUCCAUCUGUUUCAGGACAAACCGUGGAAGGAUUUGUCUGUCAAGGCAAUGCACACGUUUUGGAGCGCGCGGGGAAAUUGGUACCCUACGUGGAACAGUAAUAGCACUUUACAGGUUGACUAUGUUAGGGUGUAUGCGAUAUGAUGAAUUUUCAAUUUUAACUACAUAUUGAUAACUUCUAUCGGAGGCAAAGUUAGUCAUUUGUUU
Messenger RNA from Aedes albopictus (Asian tiger mosquito), 1997 nucleotides. Its product is annotated as beta-1,3-glucan-binding protein 2. Bases 318 to 1934 code for a protein of 538 amino acids. NCBI's taxonomy places the organism in Eukaryota, Metazoa, Arthropoda, Insecta, Diptera, Culicidae. Gene Ontology annotation, biological process: carbohydrate metabolic process. Gene Ontology annotation, molecular function: hydrolase activity, hydrolyzing O-glycosyl compounds; carbohydrate binding. The transcript has 2 exons. The record is from RefSeq and is a predicted model, not a curated record.